Mastomys coucha (southern multimammate mouse) is the source of this 3012-nucleotide messenger RNA. It is a transcript of the gene Poli, whose product is annotated as DNA polymerase iota. The record is from RefSeq and is a predicted model, not a curated record. NCBI's taxonomy places the organism in Eukaryota, Metazoa, Chordata, Mammalia, Rodentia, Muridae. Gene Ontology annotation, biological process: translesion synthesis. The transcript is spliced from 11 exons. The coding region runs from base 55 to 2256 and encodes 733 amino acids. Gene Ontology annotation, molecular function: DNA-directed DNA polymerase activity; damaged DNA binding.
AUGGUUUCCUAGGAGACCGUGCAGCAGCUGCGCUGCGGUUGGCCCGCAGGGAAGAUGGGGGUGGAGUCGGAGGAGGAAGGCGGCCCGGCGGAGGAAGAAGACGUUCCUCGUGCCAUGGAGCCCUCGGACGCGGGGGUGGCGGGCAGCUUGCGGGCAGUUUGCGAUCAAGGGGCACCAACACAAACCUUUUCGUCGAGAGUCAUAGUCCAUGUGGAUCUGGAUUGCUUCUAUGCCCAAGUAGAAAUGAUCUCCAAUCCAGAAUUAAAGGAUAAACCUUUAGGUGUGCAACAGAAAUACUUGGUGGUUACUUGCAACUAUGAAGCCAGGAAACUGGGAGUGAAGAAGCUUAUGAAUGUCAGAGAUGCAAAAGAAAAGUGCCCUCAGCUGGUCCUAGUGAAUGGAGAAGACUUGAGUCGCUACAGAGAGAUGUCCUAUAAGGUCACGGAAUUGUUGGAGGAAUUUAGUCCAGCUGUCGAGAGACUUGGAUUUGAUGAAAAUUUUGUGGAUCUAACAGAAAUGGUUGAGAAACGACUGCAGCAGCUUCCAAGUGAUGAGCUUCCGUCCGUGACUGUGUUCGGCCAUGUUUACAAUAGCCAGUCCGUGAACCUACACAACGUCAUGCACCUGAGACUUGUGGUUGGAUCGCAGAUUGCAGCAGAGAUGCGGGAAGCCAUGUAUAGUCAGCUUGGGCUCACGGGCUGUGCUGGAGUGGCUCCUAAUAAACUCUUGGCAAAGUUAGUGUCUGGUGUUUUUAAACCAAAUCAACAGACAGUCUUAUUACCUGAAAGCUGUCAACAUCUCAUUCACAGUUUGAACCACAUAAAGGAAAUGCCUGGUAUCGGCUAUAAAACUGCCAAGCGUCUCGAAGUGCUGGGAAUCAGUAGUGUGCGUGAUCUGCAAACCUUUCCAACCAAAACAUUAGAAAAGGAAUUAGGAACUUCAGUUGCUCAGCGCAUCCAGAAGCUCAGCUUUGGUGAGGACAAGUCUCCUGUGACACCGUCAGGGCCACCGCAGUCCUUUAGUGAAGAAGAUACGUUUAAAAAGUGUUGUUCAGAAGUGGAAGCUAAAGCUAAGAUUGAAGAAUUACUUUCCAGUCUCUUGAACAGAGUAUGCCAGGAUGGAAGGAAGCCCCAUACAAUAAGAUUAGUCAUCCGUCGAUACUCUGAUAAACACUGUAAUCGAGAGAGUCGUCAGUGUCCUAUCCCAUCCCACGUCAUUCAGAAGUUAGGGACAGGAAAUUAUGACGCGAUACCUCCCCUGAUUGAUAUCCUUAUGAAACUUUUUCGAAACAUGGUGAACGUAAAGAUGCCCUUUCACCUGACUCUUCUAAGUGUGUGCUUCUGCAACCUGAAAGCCCUGAGCAGUGCUAAGAAAGGGCCUAUGGACUGCUACCUAACGCCAUCGCACUCAACAACUGCCUACUCCUGCACGUGCAGCUUUAAAGUGAAGGACACCCAUAAGGAAGACUCCUACAAGGAGAAAGAUGCAAACUGUGAUUGUCUACCAAGUAGAAGAAUUGAAAGCACGAGAACAGGGGAGCCUCCAUUGGAUGCCACCUGUUUUCCUAAAGAAAAAGACACGAGUGACAUACCACUCCAGUCGCUGCCAGAGGGUGUUGACCAAGAAGUCUUUAAGCAACUUCCAGCAGAUAUUCAAGAAGAAAUCCUUUCUGGAAAAUGUAGAGACAAUCUUCAAGGGAAAGGGAGUUUAAGUUGUCCGUUACAUGCCUCUAGAGGAGUAUUGUCUUUCUUUUCUGCAAAGCAAAUGCAAGCCAGUUGCUUAAGCCCCAAAGAUACUAUGUUCACGAGCAAGCAGGCAUCAGCCAUGUCUCCCUGUGAGCCGGGAACAUCGGGACUGAAAACUAGCAGCUCCUCCCAUCCAUCCUGUGGAAAAGAUUGUUCCUAUUAUGUAGAUAAUCAGUUAAAGUUAAAGGACAAACGAACGAAAAGCUCUACAGAGACUCAAGGAUUCCACUUUUCCAAUACCAACCCUGCUGUUUCUGUUUUUCAUUCAUUUCCAAAUCAGCAGAGUGAACAGCAUUUCUCCACUCGCUGCACUGCAGACAGCCCCAGGCAGACAGCCAGCACCUCUCACCAGGGCCUGGAAAACAGAGAGCAAGAUCCUGUGCAUGAGCAGCCUACUUUCCCACCAGACAUUGAUCCUCAAGUUUUCUAUGAGCUUCCAGAAGAAGUCCAAAAAGAACUGAUGGCUGAAUGGAAGAAGGCUGGAGUAGAGCUCCCCUCUGUGCACAGAUAAGUGCACUCAGGAAAAGUGGCAGGCACUCUUCUCACUGAAGAACACUCUGGAAGGCUCAGUCCCUACAAACACCCAAUGAGGAAAAGACUGCUUUCGCAGCAGCUGUAGCCAACCAUGCAAAAGACAGAAAGAAGGACACCUGAACGCAUGGCCGGUGACUGGGACUGAAGUCUUGAUCAAGACUAAAAGGAGCAAAAGUAUGCAGAGUAUGAUGAAGUUAAAUCCUGCUUAGAGUGACUUUGGAAAGAGUCAAUGAAAUACAGGAAGAUGAUGAGUAGGAGAAGCAGGAGAGGCUGGGGCAGAUGGAAGAGAUGGUAGAGCAGAGAAUACUGUUACAGAAGGUCAGAGACUAGAGAAUCAAGGAGGUUUACUAACAUUGGGUACGUGUUUGCAAUUCAGAUAAAUAUAAAAACGCAAAUAAGAAAGCAUAGCAUUUAACAAAAUCAUAUCGAUUCUGUUGCUAGCACAGUUCACCUGAUUUCAUCCAUUCCCAAUCAUGUCCAACCUUCAGGCCAGUCUUGCCCAGAACAACUUGCACCAUGGCCCAGCCUGGUGAAUGCCUAAUUCCAGGUUUUUCCACGCUUCCCAAUUCCACCCUGAGGACAUGCUUUCAUAAUACAAGAUGGUGCCCUGCCCGCUGCUAAAAGAGGGAACUUUCUUUAAUUUUCAGAUCUAUGUUCUUAAUCAUCUGGAUUAUUAAAAAUACUUGUGAAAUUUGUACACAGAAAGAUGUAUAUGCAUAAAAUGCAACUAGUA